Haliaeetus leucocephalus (bald eagle) is the source of this 1059-nucleotide messenger RNA. It is a transcript of the gene PRNP, whose product is annotated as prion protein. Lineage: Eukaryota; Metazoa; Chordata; Aves; Accipitriformes; Accipitridae. The record is from RefSeq and is a predicted model, not a curated record. Bases 67 to 843 code for a protein of 258 amino acids. Gene Ontology annotation, biological process: protein homooligomerization. Gene Ontology annotation, cellular component: membrane. The transcript is spliced from 2 exons.
AACACAAAUAAGCCUUUGCCCUGUUUAUCAGAGCUCAACUCUGCGAAGGCAAUUAGAGGAACAGCCAUGGCCAGGCUCCUCGUCACCUGCUGCCUGGUGGCCCUGUUCCUCGGCGCCUUCACCGACGUCGCCUUCUCAAAGAAGAGCAAAGGCAAACCCAGUGGAGGAGGCUGGGGAACGGGGAGCCACCGCCAGCCCAGCUACCCCCGCCAACCCGGCUACCCCCAAAAUCCUGGCUAUCCCCACAACCCAGGGUACCCCCACAACCCAGGGUACCCCCACAACCCCGGGUACCCCCACAACCCAGGCUGGGGACAGGGUUACAACCCAUCCAGCGGAGGAACCUACCACAACCAAAAGCCAUGGAAACCCCCCAAAUCCAAGACCAACUUCAAGCACGUGGCCGGGGCAGCAGCGGCGGGCGCCGUGGUGGGAGGUUUGGGGGGCUACGCCAUGGGACGCGUCAUGUCGGGGAUGCACUAUCGCUUCGACAGCCCCGAUGAGUACCGAUGGUGGAACGAAAACUCGGCGCGUUACCCCAACCAGGUUUACUACCGGGAUUACAGCAGCCCCGUCUCGCAGGACGUCUUCGUCGCCGACUGCUUUAACAUCACGGUGACCGAAUACAACAUCGGACCCGCCGCCAAGAAGAACGCCUCGGAGGCUGGCUCGGCGGUGAACCAAACGGAGACAGAGCUGGAGACCAAGGUGGUGACGAAGGUGAUCCGGGAGAUGUGCAUCCAGCAGUACCGCGAGUACCGCCUGGCCUCCGGCAUACGGCUGCAUCUCGCCGAUGCCUCCCUCGCCGCCCUCCUCCUCCUCACCCUCUUCGCCAUGCACUGACGUGCCCCGAAUCCCACGGCUUCGAAAUGUCACCCGUGUCCCCAUGGGGACACCCAUGAACCCCCCAUGUUCUUGCUUGCGGUCAUCUUUGGUGAAGAGCCCUUGGGGCGCAUGGGCACAGACGCUCCCCAUCACCUCCCCGGAGGCUCCGGUUUAGGCGAACGGAUGAAAAUUUCACUCUCUGCCCCAAACACGUCCCCGGCAUGACAGGACAGU